AUGAAUCACGGUGGUACUCAGGAUAUGUAUUACCCUUCACAUAUGUCAACUGGCCAACCGCCACCACCACAAACAGUCACAUCAGGAGGUAUGGGUCAUUACCCCCAGCAUCAACAACAACCCCCAUUACUGCAACCGGGCCCAGCACAAUACCCACCUACCCCUGCUCAAUACGGUCAAUACAACUACACAAACGGAUUGACAUCACCUCAAUCGACGGGCCAUCAAGUUCCCGGUUCAAUAGGCCAGCAAAAUGUAUUGCCUUUGCCAGCCAUGUCAGCGGGUCAACCAAUGCCUGGUCAAGGUUAUGGGGCGCAACAAGGAUUCGACACGACUGGUCAAGUAGCUCCUCCUGGGAUGAAGCCCAGGGUUACUGCGACCCUAUGGGAAGAUGAAGGCAGCUUGUGUUUUCAAGUCGAAGCAAAGGGAGUUUGUGUUGCUCGAAGAGAGGACAAUCACAUGAUUAAUGGCACAAAGCUUUUGAAUGUGGCAGGAAUGACCCGAGGGCGAAGAGACGGCAUUCUCAAGAGUGAAAAAAUGAGACAUGUGGUCAAAAUUGGGCCCAUGCACCUGAAAGGCGUUUGGAUUCCCUUCGAGCGCGCACUGGACUUUGCGAACAAGGAGAAGAUCACAGAAUUGUUGUACCCUCUUUUUGUUCAUAAUAUCGGUGCGCUUCUGUAUCAUCCGACCAACCAGACGCGGACAAAUGCCGUGAUGGCAGCUGCAGAGCGGAGAAAACAAGAGCAAAACCAAAUGCGGAAUACGCAGGCACCUGGACUGCCGUCUCUGCAUCAGCAUCACCAUCAUUCGAUGAACAACUCAAUUGGUGGUCACCUCCCCGGACCCCAGCAUUCUCUCGCCCCUCACCCGAGCGUUGGGCGCCCGAGCAUCGACCGAGCGCACACUUUUCCGACUCCCCCAACCAGCGCAUCUAGUGUGAUGGGCAACAUGGGCAGCUCCGAUGGAAGCUUUCAGUGGGGACCGCAAGGAGGAAUGGGAAGCGUUCAAGGUACAAAUCCCCUGUCUAUCGACACGGGUUUAAGCAACGCACGCUCAAUGCCUACCACUCCAGCGACGACCCCUCCGGGGACCCAAAUCCAAAGCAUGCAGCAGUAUCAACAGGGUACGCAGCAGCCCUACGAUGCAUCACGGCAAAUGUAUUCUGCACCCCCUUCUCAACAAAACGCUUAUCCUCAAUCGGCGCCAGACCCGAACAUGGCACGCUACCAGCCGAAUUCGUACAUCAAGAACGAAAUGGGCCCGCCCUCAGCGAGAGCACCAGGCGCUGAAGCCGAGCACCACGAUUCGAAAGAUUCAAAUGGUAUGCUCCACCAUAGUCAAGGACAAAGUCAAGUUGGUCAUGGUCAUGAAGAUGAAGCAGAUCACGAGCAUGAGGCGGAGUACACUCAUGGGAAUCCUGCAAGUUAUGAUGCCAAUCGUGGAUCAUACAGCUACACCAACGGGCCAGCAGUUGGAUCCUUGCCGGGAGAGCAUCCCCACUUGUCUCCAGAAAUGACCGGUUCUCCAAACCACCCAGCAUCCGGACGUGCUACCCCACGCACGGCCUCUGCCCCUCAACCGUAUUACGCCCAACAAGGCGGAUAUAGCACGCCUCCGCGGGUCCAGCCACCCUCCAGUAAUCUGUAUAAUGUAAUGAGCAGUGAGCGUGGAACCGCGAAUGGCAACGCUGGGGGUGAUGUCUAUGCUUCGCAGUCGGAUCUGGGAAACUCGAUACCCAACGGAUAUGCGUCUCAGCCAGUCAUGAACGGGGCAAGCAACAAGCGUGGCCGUGAUGACGAUGAUGAUGCUCGACCAUCCAGCAGAGGCCCGGGAGGUGAUAUUGAUUUGAAACGGCGGAAGACGGGACGUGAAGGAUCUGUGUCAGGCCCCCAAACAUACGAGGCUGCUCCUCUGAAUCGAAAUCGAGCGAGCAUCACCCAACGACGCCGAUAG
Molecule: messenger RNA, 1953 nt
Organism: Hyaloscypha bicolor E
Lineage: Eukaryota; Fungi; Ascomycota; Leotiomycetes; Helotiales; Hyaloscyphaceae
Product: apses-domain-containing protein
Exons: 3
Coding region: 1-1953 (650 amino acids)
Biological process (GO): positive regulation of transcription by RNA polymerase II
Cellular component (GO): nucleus
Molecular function (GO): DNA-binding transcription factor activity; sequence-specific DNA binding
Source: RefSeq, a predicted model, not a curated record